UGCGCAGUGAUGCGUUCCAUGAACCGUGGCGACCUGGUCACUGCGCCGGCUAAUGAUAAUUUUAAAGAAAUCUGUCAAUACUUUCCCUGUUAUCCCGUUACCUGUGCCCCGCUCUGAUCUAAUCAAGGAGCAGAGGACUGACAACACUUUAGAGUCACAUGACUGGUCACUGUAUAUUUUGUGUUCUGUGUUGUCCUGUAGCUUCUGUUUUCUGUUCUCGUUUUUUUCUUUGCUCUUGAAGGUUGCUGAGGUCUGGGGAGGACGAGGUUGGCUGGGGCAGUGGUAUAGUGCUAACCAGCACAGUAUGUUGUACUGACCUCUACCCUUUGUAUUGUAUGCAACUGUGCUCUGCUGUGAUGUCCAAAAACGUGAAACAUGAGAAUGACAUUCAUAUCCAUAGUUUUGCAUCUGUGUAGUACAGAUCAGGAACCCAUGAUUUUAAUGCUGUUACUGGGUGUAAAUCCAAUAUACUGUAGUUCAAUAGCUCACGGUGCCAUGUCAUAGCUGACACCCCAUUCUUUCCCAUGUUUAACAGAGUUUUUGGAAACGUGGCAUAAAAACCGUAGGGAGAUUUGACAGUAAUUCCACUACGAAAGUUUGCAUCUGCACAUUUGUUCCACUAAAUUCAUUUUGGUACAUUUUUCAGUGGAAAUAGGUCAAAUUAGUCCUUGUGCGUAGAGUUAUGACUUGUUAAACUUUGAAAUCAAUGGGGUUUGUUUGGCAUACAUUUGAACAUUUAAGAAAUGCAGUCAAAGCGUAAUUAUGUUACCGGGGAAUUGCUCAGCAGCUAAAGAUGCAUACAUUAUAUCAGGCAUAGUUAUUGCGCGUCUCUAGGCAACUUGAUUGGCAGCUCGCAGCAAAAAUAAACAAUUUGUUGCGUUUUUCUUAAUUAGUUGAAUGCACCGCUUAGUACAUAGAACCGUGGUUAUUUGUGAAUAACCUUAUUAGCUGUUGGGACAAAUGGAGCGCGGUAAAUGCGCAUCUUGAAAUGUUUUUCUGCAUCCGAAUGUGUCUCUAGACUGAACGUUGAGCUAUUACCGACCGACCCCAUCCCUGAAAGCUAAGACUCUCAGGAACAUGUACGCGUAAUCUGUGUACACCUGCAACCCUAACUAUGCAGGACUUUGUAGAUGGGAGAGUAAUACAUCUGCAUGGAAUAACUGAGGGAAUUUAGUUGAUUUUCCACAAACGAUCAUACAUCAAAUACGUUGUAGUUGUCACAUGCGCCGAAUACGUAGACCUUACAGUAAAAUACUUACUUGCAAGCGCUUAACCAACAACGCGAUCAUGGCCCUGUAUAGUACUGUGCAUUGCCGUGAAUUCGUUUUGACUUGGACUGUGAAGAGACCCCUGGUGGCAUGUCUUGUGGGGUAUGGAUGGGUGUGAGCUGUAAGUCAUUUGACAUACAGACAAUCUGGAAUUUCACAACUAGAAGAGAAGCAACCAUCAACCAGGCAAAUCUGGCAUGCAUGUGAUGUUAGCUCUGUAUGUGCAGUCAAGGGUUGAGGCAUUCUGCUCUGUUGAGCAAGCUGUAGCUUUGCUAGGUCUUAACUCUUGAUCAAGACUAAGUUCCAUUACACUUAGUUCCAUUACACUUAGUGCCGUCAGAAAGUAUUCAGACCCCUUGACUUUCCACAAUAGCCUUAUUCUAAAAUGUAUUAAACCCCCCCAUCCCAUAAUGACAAAGCAAAAACAGGUUCAGAAAUGUUUGCUAAUUUAUUGAAAUAUCACAUUUACAUAAGUAUUCAGACCAGUCACUCAGUACUUUGUUGAAGCACCUUUGGUAGCGAUUACAGCCUUGAGUAUGACGCUACAAGCUUGGCACACCUGUAUUUGUGGAGUUCCUCAAGUUCUGGCAGGUUGGAUGGGGAGCUUUGCUGCAUAGCGAUUUUCAGGUCUCUCCAGAGAUGUUUGAUCGGGUUCAAGUCCAGGCUCUUGCUGUGUCAGUCAAGGACAUUCAGAGACUUGUCGCAAAGCCACUCAUGUGUUGUCUUGGCUGUGUGCUUAGGGUCGUUGUCCUGUUUGAAGGCGUAUGUUUUCCCCAGUCAGGUCCUGAGCGCUCUGGAGCAGGUUUGUCAAGGAGCUCUGUACUUUGCUCCAUUCAUCAUUCACGCAAUCCUGACUUGUCUCCCAGUCCCUGCCACUGAACAACAUCCCCACAGCAUGAUGCUGCCAGCACCAUGCUUCACCGUAGGGAUGUUGCCAGGUUUCCUCCAGAUGUGACACUUCGCAUUCAGGCCAAAGAGUUUCAUCUUGGUUUCAUCAGACCAGAGAAUCUUGUUUCUCAUGAUCUGCGAGUCUUUAGCUGCCUUUUGGCAAACUCCAAGCAGGCUGUCAUGUGCCUUUUGAGGACAUUCAGAGGCUUGCCCCGAAGUCACUCCUGCGUUGUCUUGGCUGUGUGCAUCAGGUCAUUGUCCUGUUAAGGCGUAACCUUAAAUUAAGAAAAUAGUGGCUUCUGUCUGGCCACUCUACCACAAAGGCCUAAUUGGUAGAGUGCUGCAGAGAUGGUUGUACUCCUGGAAGGUUCUUCCAUCCACACAGAAGAAUCCUGAAGCUCCUGAAGAGUGACCAUUGGGUUCUUGGUCCCCUCCCUGACCCUUCUCCCCUGAUUGCGCAGUUUGGCUGGGCAGCCAGCUCUAGGAAGAUUCUUGGUGGUUCCAAACAGCUUCCAUUUAAGAAAAAUGGAAGCCACUGUGUUUUUGGGGACCUUCAAUGUUGCAGAAAUAUUUUUGUACCCUUCCCCAAAUCUGUGUCUACAGACAACUCCUUCGACCUCAUGGCUUGGUUUAUGCUCUGAGAUGCACUGUCAACUGUGGGACUUUUAUAUAGACAGGUGUUUACCUUUCCAAAUCAUGUCCAAUCAAUUGAAUUUACCACAGGUGGACUCUAAGUUGAAGAAACAUUUCAAGGGUGAUCAAUGGGAACAGGAUGCACCUGAGAUCAAUUUUGAGUCUCAUAGAAAAAGGUCUGAAUACUUAUGCAAAUAAGGUAUUCCUGUUUUUUAUUUCUAAAAAACAGUAUUCACUUUACCCAAAAGCGGUUAAACAGAAAUCUGCACAGCUCGGCAUCACUGUCAACAAAGCAGCAUGAUGAGUUGUUCAGAAACAUACAACAUCCUUUUCCAUAAAAUAUAUUCGAAUUUUAAAACCAGUUUUCAUUGAGAAGGCAGUUAGUGUUUUUAUCUAAAUCAAUAACUUUUGAAUGUGAAAACACAGAAUAUUAUUCUACGUGUUUAACCCCACGUCACAUUGGUUUUAGCCGACUUUGGCUCACGCCCGGGAGGCAGCCCGUUUCGAAAACUAAUGCAAUCAACGCUAACCAAUCAAAUGUAGAGCCGGGGCAUUAAUCGAAUCCCCUCCUUGAUGAUUGACAAUAUCCAUAACCAAUCCUUGCGUUCACGAGCUGACAGAUGUCCCAAUAGCUGAAUAGCAUGACGGUGAGGGGCGGAUCAUAUAAUUCAACGAGAGGAAGGGAUGGGAUUUGUCUUUGUGUUGACAUAUUGCUUGCGGCGAUCUAGAGUGUUUGAAUGGAUAAUACCAGGUCCACGGAGAAAUGGGUAAAGCAAGACAAGGAGAGGCCUCUAUCUUCCUCCAUAAUGCUGUCGAGUAAGAAGUCAGAUGCAGGUUCAUCUUCCUCUGCCGCUUCCACCUCCUUGGUGCCAGGGGGAGCUGAGCGGUCCCUUGAGGCCCAGGCUCCUGCCCAGAUGGGGGCCCCUCCCUUGGCCCCAGGCGCCGUGGAGAUCAAAAAGAAGGAGCGGGCCUCUCCGAGUGGGGAACCUGGUGGGCCCCCGCAGCCCCACCUCCCUGGCCCCGGGGGGGUGGACCUGGACACGGCCGAGGGUCGCAGGACAAGCCGCCGCAAGCGAUCAAAAGUGGAGUACCGCGAGAUGGACGAGAGCCUGGCCAAUCUGUCUGAGGACGAAUACUACUCUGAGGAGGAGCGCAAUGCCAAGGCGGAGAAGGAGCGCAAGCAGGUGAUCCCGCCACCGGCGCCGCCCAUGGAGGAGGAGGUGGACAGCGAGCCUGAGGAGCCCUCUGGUGUGGAGGGAGCUGCGUUCCAGAGCCGCCUGCCCCAUGAUCGCAUGACCUCCCAGGAGGCCGCCUGCUUCCCGGACAUCAUCAGCGGGCCCCAGCAGACGCAGAAAGUGUUCCUGUACAUCCGCAACCGCACACUCCAACUUUGGCUUGAUAACCCAAAAAUCCAGCUAACCUUUGAAGCCACAACACAACAACUUGAAGCGCCAUACAACAGUGAUACAGUGCUGGUGCACAGGAUACACAGUUACCUGGAGAGACACGGCCUCAUCAACUUUGGCAUCUACAAGAGAGUCAAGCCUUUACCAACAAAGAAGACAGGCAAGGUGAUCAUCAUCGGAGGGGGUGUGUCUGGGCUGGCGGCUGCGCGGCAGUUGCAGAGUUUCGGCAUGGAUGUGACAGUACUGGAGGCCAGGGACCGUGUUGGGGGAGUGGCCACGUUCCGGAAGGGCAACUAUGUGGCUGAUCUGGGGGCCAUGGUGGUGACAGGACUGGGAGGGAAUCCCAUGGCGGUGGUCAGCAAGCAGGUUAACAUGGAGCUAGCCAAGAUCAAACAGAAGUGUCCUCUGUACGAAGCCAACGGUCAAGCUGGUGAACGAUGCACAAGCGUGCCCAAGGAGAAGGACGAAAUGGUGGAGCAGGAGUUCAACCGUCUGCUGGAGGCCACCUCCUACCUCAGCCACCAGCUGGACUUCAACUUCCUCAACAACAAGCCUGUGUCCUUGGGACAGGCCCUGGAGGUGGUCAUUCAGUUGCAGGAGAAACAUGUGAAAGAUGAGCAGAUAGAGCACUGGAAGAAGAUAGUCAAGACCCAAGAGGAUCUCAAGGAGCUGUUGAACAAGAUGGUGGGUACCAAGGAGAGGGUCAAGGAGCUUCAUCAGCAGCACAAGGAGGCCAGUGCGGUCAAGCCCCCCAGAGAUAUCACUGCCGAGUUCCUGGUCAAGAGCAAGCACCGCGACCUCGCUGCACUCUGCAAGGAGUAUGAUGAGCUGGUGGAGUCGCAGGUCAAACUGGAGGAGAAGCUUCAGGAACUGGAGGCCAACCCACCCAGUGACGUGUACUUAUCGUCCCGGGACAGGCAGAUCCUUGACUGGCACUUUGCCAACUUGGAAUUUGCCAAUGCCACGUCCCUCUCUACUCUCUCACUCAAGCACUGGGACCAGGACGACGACUUUGAGUUCACAGGCAGCCACCUGACAGUGAGGAAUGGCUACUCCUGUGUCCCCGUGGCUCUGGCCGAGGGCCUGGACAUCAAACUGAACACGGCGGUGCGUCAGGUCCGAUACACCGCCUCUGGCUGUGAGGUGAUUGCGGUGAACACGCGCUCCACCACUCAGACAUUCAUUUACAAGUGCGACGCGGUUCUGUGCACCCUACCCCUGGGUGUCAUGAAGCAACAGCCCCCUGCCGUACAGUUUGUUCCCCCCCUGCCCGAGUGGAAGACCUCUGCUAUCCAGAGGAUGGGCUUUGGCAACCUCAACAAGGUGGUGCUGUGCUUUGACCGUGUCUUCUGGGACCCUAGUGUGAACCUGUUUGGCCAUGUGGGCAGCACGACAGCCAGCAGGGGAGAACUCUUCCUCUUCUGGAACCUCUACAAAGCCCCCAUACUGCUGGCACUGAUGGCAGGAGAGGCGGCUGGCAUCAUGGAGAACAUCAGUGAUGAUGUCAUCGUCGGACGCUGCCUCGCCAUCCUCAAAGGCAUCUUUGGAAGCAGUGCAGUACCGCAGCCCAAGGAAACUGUGGUGACGCGUUGGCGUGCCGACCCCUGGGCGCGGGGCUCCUACUCGUACGUGGCGGCCGGUUCCUCUGGUAACGACUAUGACCUCAUGGCCCAGCCCAUCACCCCUGGCCCCGCCAUACCCGGAGCGUCACAGCCUGUCCCUCGUCUGUUCUUCGCUGGGGAGCACACUAUCCGGAAUUACCCGGCCACGGUUCAUGGUGCCCUGCUCAGCGGCCUGCGAGAGGCGGGACGCAUCGCAGACCAGUUCCUGGGUGCCAUGUACACACUCCCCCGACAGGCCACGCCCACCACCGCCCUUCAGCCCUCCCCCAGCGUCUAGACCCCUUUCCCUUUACAAUGUCCUUCCAUGUUCAAGUGAUGUCAGUGACUCCUGUUAACAAAGACUAUUUAGAUGUAAAGAAUGUGCCUGUAUUUUUGUUUUAACCCCACCAAUGCUAAUAUAUGGACAGAACAGUGAAACCCCAAUGUACAUUCCCAAAGGACGAGCCAGCACCAGCACAUUACUUAGCCUGUUCUUGUCCCCUUAAUAUGACCACAUCCACCACCACCUCAAAGUCAACGCUGUGAGUCCUCAUAGCUGAUUCAGCUAGGUGGAACCUUCAAUGGAAGUCUGAUGGUUCAGUCUCCCUUCUGGCUCUGCUAGCUAACCUCCGUGCUGCUAGAAGGUGAUCAGUCAUGGAUGAGGGUAGGAAUUGGCCUAUUUGGAUGGACCAGGGUCUACUAUGAGCAGGGUAGCCAGUUCCUACCCCAGUAGGAUGACACUGGUGUCAUAGUUGACCUUGUUCCAGUGAUAAAGAUGGAUGGGCUGAAGAGGAGGAACAACAGAGGGCAGCCGAUCAAACGCUGCUCCCUACCUACUGUACUUGUAAAGGGCAGGUGCACACCUGCCCUAUCUAGCAACACAAUUGCACUCACUCCCAUUGAAACGCUAGUUGCUGCAAUGUUGUAGCCUACAAGUGCAUUGUAUUGAUUUUAAGGCUACUGUCGUUAAUGUUAGUUGUAUGCCUCCUGCUGAAGAGGAUCUGUACCAUGUAGGGUUGGAGUAAAGACAAGUUUGUAUUGAAAUGCAAAAAGAUACAUACUAUGAUUGUUGAGCGAGAAAUUCCAGUUGUGAAUGUUUCUUAUUUUAACAGCUAGUUUUGAUAUUUUGUUGUCAUUACAUACAUACUUAAAAAAACUUGUCGUUUGGGUAUAAAAAUAAAUACAUCUUGCCAUCUU
Oncorhynchus nerka (sockeye salmon) is the source of this 6993-nucleotide messenger RNA. Its product is annotated as lysine-specific histone demethylase 1A-like. NCBI's taxonomy places the organism in Eukaryota, Metazoa, Chordata, Actinopteri, Salmoniformes, Salmonidae. Gene Ontology annotation, cellular component: nucleus. The record is from RefSeq and is a predicted model, not a curated record. Gene Ontology annotation, molecular function: flavin adenine dinucleotide binding; oxidoreductase activity; transcription factor binding. Gene Ontology annotation, biological process: positive regulation of transcription by RNA polymerase II; negative regulation of transcription by RNA polymerase II.